This is a messenger RNA of Recurvomyces mirabilis, 999 nucleotides long. RefSeq lists its product as uncharacterized. Bases 1 to 999 code for a protein of 332 amino acids. The record is from RefSeq and is a predicted model, not a curated record. The transcript is spliced from 4 exons. Lineage: Eukaryota; Fungi; Ascomycota; Dothideomycetes; Mycosphaerellales; Teratosphaeriaceae.
AUGGGACGCCUCGCCACCAAAAUCGCUGCCGCCGUCACCGAUGCAGACAACCUCCCAUCGUCGCAGAAGCUGCCUAGGGUGUCCUUCAUUGAUGCGCUGCUUCCGCGCUCAUACAUCAAUCUGGGCUCACCGAGAAAAGAGCAAGAGCCAUUAGACAGAAGCCCCAGCCAGAAGAGCUAUGUCACGUACUACGACAUCAAAAAGGAUAAGCAUGGCAGGAAAAGCAUUAUUGCUCACAAGUCGCCACUGGGAAGUGCGGUGAACUGCGGUGGUAAACCUGCCAACGAGGGCAAGAAGGACAAGCAAGGAGGAGGCAAGAAGCAGGAUGACAAUGAGAACGGUCAUCAGAAGGACAAUCAGCAGGGCAAGAAGGGUGGCAAAAACAAGCAAGAGAACAAUGGGGGAAAGAAGGAUGAUAACAAGAACGACCAGAAGAAAGGCGAAGGUGGCAACAAGAAUCCACAGAACCGCGAAUGGACUGCUGAAGAACAUGCCAAGCUCAAGGAGUUGUGGGCCGCCAAUACACCCCUCAAGCAGAUCGCCAAAGAGCUCAAGCGUCCACAGAAGCAAUGUGAAGAGCGCUAUAACGAGAUCAGCGGUGGCGGAGGUGACGACACGGCCAAUGACGAGAAGCAAGCUGAUGCUGGCGGCCGAUCAAAGAUGACGAAGGCGCAGAAGAAAGCUGCCAAGAAAGCUGCUAAUGGAGCAGGAGCCGCCGAUGGAAAGGGCGGAACCAAAAAGGACGCAAAGAAAGCUUCCAGCAAAGCCCAAAGUGUUCGCAGUAACGGAGAAGCUCGCUUCACCAUGGGUGAGUGGUUGACGCUGCAGGAGGAUGAUCUCUUCUCCUUCGGCGAACUGCAGUGUCUGAGCGAGAUCAUCAUGAAAGAUCAGAAGCAGACAUGGGUCAGAAUCGCGGCGAAGUUCUAUGAUCUCACGGGUAGACGUGUGCAUCCGGAUGAUAUUAGAGAGAAGUUUGAGGGUAUGGCUGGGAUGUACUGA